GAGGAAUGAUGUCUCUAUUGAUUAUGUCAAAAACUGAGGAUUCUGUCACGUGUGAAGUCGUUGAUGGGAUAGUCCAGGAGGCAUCUGAUUGUUAGAGGAAAGAGUGCAACCUUGCCAUCCAUCACAGAAAAAGAUUGGGACGAUAUCAAAUUUGGAGUUGAAAACAAUGUGGACUUUUAUGCAGUUUCCUUUGUCAAAGAUGCAAAAGUUGUCCAUGAAUUGAAGGAUUAUCUCAAAACCAGAUGCUCGGUCCUAGUUUUGACAUACAUGUUAUUGUCAAAAUUGGAAGCGCGGAUUCGAUUCCUAAUCUGCAUUCCAUGGUCACGCAUCUGAUGGGGCAAUGGUUGCUAGAGGGGAUCUUGGAGCUUAACUCCCUAUCGAUGAAGUUCCACUGCUGCAGGAGGAAAUUAUUAGAAUAUGCAGGAGCAUGUGAAAGCUGUUAUUGUAGCAACAAAUAUGCUGAAAGCAUGAUUGUUCAUCCGACGCCAUCCCGUGCAGACGUCUUGGAUAUUGCUAUUGCGGUUCGUGAGGGUUCAAAUCCAAUAAUGCUCUCUGGGGAAACUGCUCAUGGAAAAUAGAUACUUACUGAAAGUUGUUAAAGUCACACGCACUGUAGCUCUGAGGACUGAAGCAACUAUAAAUGGAGGAGAUCAGCCAGCUAAUCUUCGUCAGGCAAUCAAGGUGACAAGCAUAACAUAUAUUUAUCAUAUUCCUCCCAUCCCAAGCUUGCCAAAUAAUGUAACAAUGGCAAGCAAUUGAUACCUGUAUAUUUUCUGCCAUUUAGAAAUUUUGGUGGCAGUAAUACUAGAUUUCGAGGGAAUCCUGUAUGCACAUUUUUAUAGAGCAACCUGUUCUGCAGAAUCAUAUGAGUGAGA
This is a messenger RNA of Musa acuminata subsp. malaccensis (wild Malaysian banana), 875 nucleotides long. The record is from RefSeq and is a predicted model, not a curated record. Lineage: Eukaryota; Viridiplantae; Streptophyta; Magnoliopsida; Zingiberales; Musaceae.